AGGAAGAGUGUGUUUAUCUUGGGACCUGCUGCUCAGGUGUGCUGCCUUUUCAUUCCACAGGCCUGAGCAGCUUGUGUUUUCAUUAAACUACUUCUUUGUAGUAAUUUGUUCUUAUUAUAUUUGGCAGGUGUUAAACUGGCCAGAUGAGUGUUGGGCAAAUCUCUAAGGUGUAUGUGUCUAAAUGAGCAUAAACAUCCUCACAACUUAAGAGCCUGUCCAUGUCACUGAUUGAAAUUUCAGAAGCCAACUUGUCAGGCAGAUGGACGAACAGACCCUAUGACUAAAAUUUAAGAAAUGCUGUAGAUUGUAUGGCAUAUGUGGUUGGGAAAGUAAUGACGAUUGCAGGAAAGACUGAUGGGGUAAUGCUGAUAAUCCAUGGAGGGAUGAAUCAGAGGUUGGAUUUUCACCUCUGUCCUAAAAACCAAGCCCUGCUGUAUCUUUGAAGGUCAUGUGACAGGGAAAGGCGGGGGAGAGGAUUGGAGGAGAAGAAUAGAAGGCUGGGGUGAGACCACCUCCAAAACUGAAGUCUUACCUUUACUCUUCAGGCAGCACCUUGUACCAGUGCUGACAACCAGCUGGACUGAUGCAUCUAGUGUUUUUAUCAUAGCUGUUUUUUUUAUUGUGAAUGUUGGGAUGCAUUUCAUCUUUCAACCAGCGUCCGUGUAGGAGUCAACCUGAACCUUUUCAUUGGACUGACUUAAUACUGGACUCAAAAUUGCUUGGACAUGUUUGGCCCGGCGCAACUAGUCUCUACUUUCCUGCCUGCAGUUUUCCAUUCACCUGCAGCUCACCUAUUCCCUGCAUUCCCAAGCAGGCUGGGCUCUCAAACUCAGAUUCUGAUCCCAGGGCCCUUUAUCAGCUACGAAUCCUUGAGGACUUAUCUGCAGCCACAGCCAUGCAAGGAAGCUUUGCUCCUGGCUACACAGGCACCCGGGAUGAGGCAACUCACAGAGGGCAUAGAUGAACAGAGGCCAGUGAAGCAGCGUCGCGCAAGGGCCAACUACAGCAGCUGGCAGCUGGAGGAGCUGGAAAAGGCCUUCGAGACCACCCACUACCCAGACAUCUUUAUGAGGGAAGCCCUGGCCCUCAGACUAGACCUCAUCGAAGCCCGAGUACAGGUUUGGUUUCAAAAUCGCCGGGCCAAGAUGAGACGGCAGCUGAAACUUCAGGGCCAGCUUGCAGGGCCGCAUGUAAAAAGAGACAAUGAAACAUCUGAGAAGGUGAGCAGGAUUUUAAAACAGCAGACAGAAAGCUGUGGCAGAGAGCACUGGGAGAGACGCCAGGAAGCAGAAAACUAUUCAUGGACACAAGCUGUGGGUGCUGCUCUGAGUUUGGCUUCACAGCCUGUGACCGAGAGGUCGCGGAAAUGGGAGAGACCAGAGGGGCCGAGCUCAGAGGAGCUUCGCUCCUGCAGCAUUGCCAAGUUGAGGGCCAAAGCCAGAGAGCACGAGGCUGAGAUCCAUGGCACUGUAAGCGUGUCAGGUGGUGACAUACAAACACAGGAAGCUGAUGCCAUGCACAGUGAUUGAUCAUAUUCCUUCUUCCUGUUUAUACAGAUAAUCAAAAAAAAAAAAACAACACAAUGUAUACUAUAACUAUAGUGGAACAUCCUUUUUGAACCUUUUCGGGAUGAAAAGCCUUAUUAUUUAGCCAUUAUUAAAUAUUUUGUACACUACAAAAUGAUGGUAGAUCCAUCC
Messenger RNA from Monopterus albus (swamp eel), 1697 nucleotides. RefSeq names its product visual system homeobox 2. The transcript has 3 exons. Gene Ontology annotation, molecular function: sequence-specific double-stranded DNA binding; DNA-binding transcription factor activity, RNA polymerase II-specific. Lineage: Eukaryota; Metazoa; Chordata; Actinopteri; Synbranchiformes; Synbranchidae. Gene Ontology annotation, biological process: regulation of DNA-templated transcription. The record is from RefSeq and is a predicted model, not a curated record. The coding region runs from base 726 to 1529 and encodes 267 amino acids.